This is a messenger RNA of Striga asiatica, 643 nucleotides long. Lineage: Eukaryota; Viridiplantae; Streptophyta; Magnoliopsida; Lamiales; Orobanchaceae. The record is from the annotation of a GenBank genome assembly.
AGCGGUUGAACGUCACAUGAUACGCCGCUUUUUGGUUCAACUUCGUAAAAUACAGCUUACGUGGCUUCACGACAACGUUCACACCCUGUGGCGCGAAAAUCUGCACAGAAUAAGUUGCGACUGCCUCACCAACGUUAGUGACCAUCCUCGAAUGUGUUGUCGACGGACCGAGCAAAACCGAGAAUGUGGGGUAGUUGAGUUGCCGUUGUUCAAUUUUCGUCGUGCAGUCGACCGCCGGGUCUUGUGUGAUUAUUUCAACUUGUUCUUUCGUGUAGCCCAAGCCACAUAUACUAGACCAGGAUCCAUCGCCCUAGACGGGUUGACAUGGCCUGCGCCGAGAGCUAAAAUGUUGGCUGAAGUAAGCUUCUCGUCGAGAAUCGGCUGGCCUUGGGCAUUCACAAGAUCAGCAGUCGUCAUAAUUGCUGAUUUUAUGGCUGCCGGCGACCAAUCGGAGUGGGCACUUUUGAUCAGAGCCGCUACGCCGCUGAGGUGUGGGCACGACAUUGAUGUGCCCGAGAAGAUUUUCCCCGAAUUAUCCGGGGGGCCCAAAGGCGUCCACGCUGCCAGAAUGUUUUCGCCUGGUCCAAUGAUGUCCGGUUUCAAGAUCCCGGGGGUUUGUUUGCUGGGCCCUCUCGACGAAAAG